This is a messenger RNA of Mytilus californianus (California mussel), 917 nucleotides long. Its product is annotated as cysteine and tyrosine-rich protein 1-like. The transcript has 4 exons. Bases 159 to 674 code for a protein of 171 amino acids. The record is from RefSeq and is a predicted model, not a curated record. NCBI's taxonomy places the organism in Eukaryota, Metazoa, Mollusca, Bivalvia, Mytilida, Mytilidae.
AAUUAGUUUUAAAUACCGGAAGUGCGGCCAUUUGCAAUGUUUUUGAAGCAACUGCUGUGCAAAUUUCUUGGAUUUUAACCUAUUUGGAAUACCUUUUGUCAUAAAUAAAAUGUUUUACUGGCUUUCUGUGCCAGUAGAAACAAGAUAGAUAAAUAAUUAUGUCGAUUAACAGAAACCUGUGUCAAAAACAGGGAGCGGUACUGUGUGACCAAUGUUACCAUUAUGCAUACGGGUAUAGUUACUGCAGUGGUUACUGUACAGGGUACUCCGGAUCUGAGUACUGUAUAUAUUAUACAGGAUAUUAUAUUUUCUCUGGUGGAGCCAUAGCUGGCUUAGUUUUUGGAAUAAUUGCCGCUGCAGCUAUUUUUAUUGUCGUCGUUAUUAUUUGUAUAAAAAACCACAAUAAACGAACGACUGGACGAGUUGUGGCACCUGCUCCUGGCACAACAACAGUAGCUGUCACUAACACAACACAUCCAACAGGAUACAUGCAACCAAUGAAUCCGUACCCAAGCUACACGACACAACCACCGCAAUACAGCCCAAUGUAUCCACCUCCGCCAGCUUAUUCAGUUCCGAUGUCGCAAGGAUAUAGUGCACCAACACAACCACAGUACAACAGCAUAUACAACCAACCAGCAUUUGGGAACAGAACGCAGACAACAAAUGUAUAACUUUGAUAGUGUUUAUACUUCACCAUUUAUUUUUGAUAUAUUUAUAACUACUAUUCUGCUUUCCGUGGGCAUAAAAAAAAACAGUGCUGAUAUUUAUAGUGUACUUUGCAGCAUUAUAUCCUUUCUUGAUAACGAACAAAGCAUAAAGUUCUUUAACUCUAAUAGAAUUGGUGGAUACUAAACAAAAUGUGUUUUUCUUGUGACGUCGUUACGAUGUGAUAUAAAUAAAAUUUAUUUUUUUUA